AUGGCGGAUGGAAGAAGACUGCUGAUAGGUGUUGACGUUGGAGGGACCAACUCAGACCUCGUUGUUUUGGACCCCGCGAGAAUCUCCGAGCCAAAUAGGGGGGUGUUGGCUUGGUACAAGGCAGUGACGACGCCAGAUGUUUCGGAGGGGAUUGAACAAGCAAUCCGCACAGUGCUGGAUGACCCAUCGAAUGACAUCAAAAAGGAAGAGAUCGUGUCCGUCAGUAUUGGAACCACGCACUUCAUCAAUGCGGUAAUUGAGCGCGAUGCCAACAGGCUGGAGCGCGUAGCCGUGCUACGGUUGUGCGCCGGAUUCGGAGAAAGCCUUCCUCCAUUCGGCGACUUUCCGGAAGACUUGGGCAGCAUAUUGCAAUGCUACACUGCGUCGAUGGAUGGAGGUUCCCAGGUCAACGGAUCGGACAUCAAACCGUUGGAUGAGUCAGCUCUGCGCAGACAUUGCAAGGAAAUCAAAAAGAGAGGCAUCACUUGCGUCGCGGUCAUUGCCACAUUUGCCAACAUCAACAAUGCCCACGAGCUCCGUGCAGCAGAAAUUAUCAAGGAGGAAAUUCCAAGUGCCGAGGUGGUGCUUUCGCACACUGUUUCGACAAUUGGGUUUGUAGAGCGCGAGAAUGCUACGAUACUAAACGCCGCAAUCAAGCGCUUUGGCCGCCGUCUAAUCACGUCUUUUGUGCGUGCUACGAAACGUAUAGGUCUAGACUGUACCAUCCUAAUUUCGCAGAAUGACGGCACAGUGCUCUCUACUAAGGAUGCGCUUGCAGCGCCUAUCAGGACUUUCUCGUCAGGCGCCACGAACUCCAUGCGCGGUGCUGCAAUUUUGUGUUCAGCGGAUCCUGAGGUAACUGGGAAGAACGUCAUUGUGUGCGAUGUAGGUGGGACUACUACUGACAUCGGACUUCUGUUGGCCUCUGGCUUCCCAAGGCAAUCUUCAACAUAUUCAUAUGUUGGUGGGGUUAAAAUGAAUUUUUCCAUGCCCCAUGUGCUAAGUAUUGGACUUGGUGGAGGAUCUAUUGUAAGAACAGAGGAAGGUCUAACGGUUGGUCCAGAUUCGACAGGCGCGGAUAUAGUCAAGCAAUCGCUUUUAUGCGGCGGUCCGGUUACCACGGCUUCCGAUGUUGCCGUGGCAAAACUGGCCGACAGUGGGAGUCUGGAAGCCCUCAGUGAAUUCAAGAUGGGUAAUGUUUCGCGCGUCAAGGGCAGAUUUGACGAAGCCUACAAGGACGCAUUCACUGCUACUCUCAAAGAGAAGUUAGAAAGGACUAUUGAUCGCAUGAAAACCUCUCCCGAUCCUAUCCCCGUCAUAAUGGUUGGGGGUGGCUCGUUUAUCGCUCCGGACAGCCUAGAUGGUGCAUCUAAAGUCAUUAGACCGCCAUAUUACCAAGUCGCCAAUGCCAUUGGGGCAGCCCUAGGGAAAAUUUCUUCAUCAAAGCAGGAAUUCCGGACGAUGCUUAAAGGCACAGAUGAAGAGAAAGAAGAGGUAAUUAAAGAGCUGGUGCAAAAGGCUCAAGACGAGGCGUGCUCCAAGGGUGCUCUUCGGAGUUCCCUAUCUGUUGUCAACAUUGUCUGCGAUGCCGUUCCAUAUGUUGAUAAAGUCUAUAAUGUUGAGGUGAAAGUCAUCGGUGAUAUUGACUAUGGAAAGGCGCUCGACGUAACCCAUAAAGUAGCAGAGGAGAAUGGCGACGAGAGCGAUGAAGAGACCAACUAUGUAACUACCAAGAAUGCUACUGUUUUGGCGACAGAGGCAAAAACGGUUGAUUACACUACCUAUAGGCCCUCGAUUAAGGAUGGUGAGUGGAUUCUUUCCGUGACUGAUAUCGACUUUAUUAGUAUUGGUGCAUAUAUUCUAGGUUGCGGAGGAGGCGGUGACCCAACUUCCGAAACUAUAGAAUUAAAGCGGAUCAUAAAGAAUGGCGGGGUUAUCAAGGUGCUCACUCUAGAUGAGUUUGAAAGGAAGACAAACGGAAAGGGCCGCGCGAUAAAUGUGGCUUACUGCGGAUCUCCUACCCUUUCUAGCGAACGUCUUCAUGCCAAUGAGCUACUAGAGGCAAUAGACCUAAUCGAGCGCUGGGAAGGUCAGAAAGCAGAUGGUAUUUUUAUGUUUGAAAUCGGUGGUAGCAAUGGUCUUGCCGGUUUAUGGACCGCUUAUAAAAAGAACUUGCCGUGCAUUGACAUAGACCUCAUGGGACGGGCAUAUCCAACACAAUGGCAGUCCUUACCGUCAGUUUACAACGACCUAAAGGGUUAUCCAUACGCAGCACUUUCGGACGGGAAUGGCAUGUCUAUACUAUUCACUAGUGUAGCUAAUGAUGUUCAAAUGGAAGACCUGGUGCGGGACGCUAUGAACAACCACGGAGUACAAUGUGCUGUUGUGGACCCAACUAUGAAUAUCUCCCGGAUGAAGAGAGAGACAGUCCUCAGCACUCUGUCCUUGUCGUGGAGAAUCGGCCGUGCAGUGCGUCUCGCACGGGCAAAGGGCGAUACUGGUAGAUUGCCCGAUUAUAUUAUUAAUGCUGUGGGCGGGCCCGACGCCGCCAAGUACCUAUUCAAGGGGAAAAUUAUUAGCGUGGAGAAGAGAUUGGAACGCGGUUAUGGAUAUGGUGUAGUUGUUAUAGAGGGACUGGAUGACAAAAGUGCCAUCUUGAAGGUGCCAUUUAAAAAUGAAAACAUUGUCGCCUACAAGGUCCAGGCUGACGGCACAGAGGUGCCAAUUUGUUCUGUACCUGAUUUAAUCACUCUAUUAGAUGAAGAUGGCGGAGCCGUAGGUACGCAGGAUUACAGAUACGGACUUAUCGUCCUUGUGAUGGCUUUCGCUCCAUCAGAUAAGUGGACAUCCGCCCCCCGUGGUAUCGAGAUCGGCGGGCCAAAAGGGUUCGGAAAGGCCUUCGAGCACAUCGAAUACAAGCCAAUCGGGCGUUAUGUUGAACCAGUUCCUGUUCCUGACGAAUACAGCCAGUAA
This is a messenger RNA of Eremothecium gossypii ATCC 10895, 2973 nucleotides long. Its product is annotated as ACR027Cp. The coding region runs from base 1 to 2973 and encodes 990 amino acids. The record is from RefSeq and is marked provisional. Gene Ontology annotation, biological process: glutathione metabolic process. Gene Ontology annotation, molecular function: 5-oxoprolinase (ATP-hydrolyzing) activity. The transcript has a single exon. Gene Ontology annotation, cellular component: cytosol. NCBI's taxonomy places the organism in Eukaryota, Fungi, Ascomycota, Saccharomycetes, Saccharomycetales, Saccharomycetaceae.